Messenger RNA from Recurvomyces mirabilis, 1035 nucleotides. RefSeq lists its product as uncharacterized. The coding region runs from base 1 to 1035 and encodes 344 amino acids. NCBI's taxonomy places the organism in Eukaryota, Fungi, Ascomycota, Dothideomycetes, Mycosphaerellales, Teratosphaeriaceae. The record is from RefSeq and is a predicted model, not a curated record. The transcript is spliced from 2 exons.
AUGGUCUUCUUCUCAGCCAGUAUCAGCCUAUAUGCUGAAGGUCGCGAACGUACCUGGCGCUACGAGAUAGGAGCUGGCAACGAGGGAUCUGGCUAUGGCAAAGGAGAAGCUUGUGCACGAUCUACUUCACGGCGUGGAAAAGCACAGUGUGAACUACUGGGGGAGUCGGACAUCACCUUUGGUUUGCUGUCGGCGGAGGUGCAGGAGCUGCAGAGAUCUUUGCGGCAGAAGAGAGUGACCACGUCGAGACCUGGCGGCAUUGUGCACGACGAGGAGUAUUGGACUCGAUUUAGCGACCGGCUUAGUUUGCAAAUGCUGCAAGACGCAUAUAAGCCUCAUUACCAACCCGGCUUUACGCAGCUAAAGACAGUCACCUCGAUUGCUCGUGGGGAUGCCGGGAUGGGUGGGAGCUGGGUGGAAGUAGAGACGGAUCCGAGACAUGCUUCUGCAAUAGCAGGUCACGCUGCCGUUCACCGUGACAGACAUUUUCGAAGACUACCUCAGAUGUUUGCCACUCCACCAGAGCAGAUCUCUCUGUCGAGCUCUUCAAACAGCUCGAUCACCUCAGAGCUCUCGGACGAGAGCACAAUGCGACCUGACUGUUUGGAUGAUCCUUUUGGUCCGCAGCCGGUCGUGCAGAGAGUAGAAGCAGAGUCGAAAUUGCGUGAGUCGACUGCAGAGUGGAAGAAGUCACAGGUCGAGUCUGUGCAUGCUUUGUAUGAGCAUUUGAGGAUCAGGGAUCAGGUUCGAGAGAGGGUGGCUGCGAGUCAGAGUUCUAAAUGCCCAGCUGAGGAUGGAAAUCGAGCGGUUGUGUUUGAUGAGUCCAAGGAGGUUCUUCAUACAAGCGAGCACGAGUCCGCUUUACUGGACGGAGCUGCGCGGUCGGGCGCAGAGAAAGAGGAACUUGCUCUUGCUACAUCGACCGUUUCUAUUGCGGAUGUAAUCGAAUCGUCCGGGAUGAUCGACCUGCUCGGGGGUACCAAUCGUGGGAGUGAGGAUGUCAUGGACGAGGACGACGAGUGGUUGAUCUUGUGA